This is a messenger RNA of Mercurialis annua (annual mercury), 1626 nucleotides long. Its product is annotated as F-box/LRR-repeat protein At3g26922-like. Bases 269 to 1519 code for a protein of 416 amino acids. NCBI's taxonomy places the organism in Eukaryota, Viridiplantae, Streptophyta, Magnoliopsida, Malpighiales, Euphorbiaceae. The transcript has a single exon. The record is from RefSeq and is a predicted model, not a curated record. Gene Ontology annotation, molecular function: protein binding.
UGGGUGAACGCAACCCAAACCCGAUUACCAGGUGAUAAAAAUUUAACUUUUGGAACCAACCUCAGUUUUAACCAAACCAACCUCACUUUUAAUCAAACCAACCCAAGCAAAAACAGUAACAGAUUCGGAAAUAUCUCAAACUCCUGAAAAUCCAGUUUCAGUUCGGAAAACAAAAUUUGGUAAAGUUUUGGAGUCCUUUUCAGUAUCGGAAAACCCUUCACCUUAUAAAUAAGUCUUCAUCCGUGUUUCUAAUUUGCAACACUAGAAUAUGGAUUAUCUCAUAAGCGAAUUACCCGACGAAAUCCUCGAGAACAUAAUCUCGCAUUUGUCGAUAAAAGACGCAGCCGCAACGAGCAUCCUCUCGCGCAGGUGGAGACACUUAUGGAAAUACAUUGAUUAUCCUAUUCUCGACAUCGACCUUGCAGAUUUAAUCUCCAUCUCCUCGUACGAAAAUCCAUCUUCACAACCUGUAAGAAGCGAAAUACUGAGUUUGGUGUCGACCAUCUUGGAUCGACAUCAAGGCUCAACCAUACCCGAACUCAGAAUUCGUUUUCCUUAUUGCUAUUCCAGCUUCGGGGGUGAAGUCGAUGCACGCCCGUUAGUUUGUUGGAUUAAGACAGCCGUCAAAAAGAAAGUUAAAAAUCUUUUUCUACAGUUCAACACAUUGGGUGGUAAUACUAUUACCAAUGCUCGGACAUUCCGAACACUUCCUUCCAGUUUCAGUUCUCUCGUAUCUCUUUGCCUUGUAGCUUUACAUUCUUUAUAUUCUCGAACAUUGAUCAACUAUUUUUUAUUGAAUUCUCCACUUUUAGAGAUGUUGUUCAUUCAAAGGUGCUCCGGCUUGACAAACUUGAAAAUCUACUGUCCGAACCUAAAACAUCUUACUUUAAGUGAUACCUCUACUGAACAUCUUGAAAUAUCAGCACCAAAUCUCGAAUCUUUCAAGUUUCAACACGACUCUCAGCCGACCCUUGUGUUUAAAAAUGUUCCGUCUCUCAAGCAUAUAUCUUUGGAGGGAUUCGACUCUUACAGACUUAUAGUAAGUAGUAAUCGAAACCCUAUUUUCCGUUUGUUAACUCAACUUGACUCGCUUGCAUUGACAAAACUUAGCCAGGCGGAUAUAACUUCUAGUCCUAUCAUAAACUUUCCUGUCCUGAAAAAUCUCAAGCAAUUGGACCUCUCCAUAAAUAGUUAUUCUGAUCUACUCAACACUCUUAUUCCGUUGCUACAAGCUUCGCCCGAGUUGCUUAAAGUAUCGCUCAUCAAUUUGGAAAACGGGGUUUAUGGAUGUUCAAGGGGGGAAUACGCGCUGAGUUCGCGCCAUCAAUGUCUUGAGGUGGUGGAAAUAGUCGGAUUUAUGGGUUCUGGGGAAGAGAUAGAAUUGGCUGGUUACUUAGCGGAGUAUGCUACUUCACUCAAGAAGAUAAUAGUACAUCCUCAUUAUGAAUCGGUCCAUUCAGGUGGGUUGGUUCGAUUGAGACUUAGGCUACCUUCACCUGUAGAGUUACAGAUAAUUUAGUAUCAUUAGCUCAUAGAAUGUCAUUUUAUAAUUAUUAUUUUUCUGUUCCGAUAUUCCGAUCAAUGAUCUACAUCGAUAAAGAAUUUAUUUUCAUUCAGUAAUCAAAA